GUGAAUAGCACACACAUGCAAGCGCUCCUGCAGCACAGCAGUGCUUUGUGUUUGGAUGAUAGCCAGUGGCUGAUUGUCGCUGGAACGGGGCGGGCAAGCAAGUGGCGAUGGAACCGGAGAAGACUAACGCCGUAAAAGGCCAGCGUGCAGGUAUGCCGCAACAAGGCGCCACGGUCAGCUUCCAUGACAUUCACUACAAGGUGACGCAGGCCGGAGGAUGUUUGUGCUGGAGGAAGAAGAGCACCACCAAAGAUAUCCUCAUUGACCUCAAUGGGAUCAUGAAGCCGGGGCUCAAUGCCAUCAUGGGAGCCACCGGAAGUGGCAAGUCGUCAUUCCUGGACGUUUUAGCUGGUAGGAAGGACCCAGCAGGCCUGUCAGGUGAAGUCCUCAUCGACGGCGCCUCUCAACCGCCCAAUUUUAAAUGUCUGUCAGGAUACGUGGUGCAGGACGACGUGGUGAUGGGAACCUUGACAGUCAGAGAGAACUUCAGCUUCUCUGCGGCGCUCCGUCUACCGUCCAGUGUUUCUCAGGCCGUCAAGGAGCAGAAAGUGGUGCAACUGAUCCAGGAACUCGGGCUGACCCGCGUUGCAGACUCCAGGGUUGGCACCCAGCUGAUUCGCGGCAUCUCCGGGGGCGAGCGGAAGCGCACCAACAUUGGCAUGGAGCUCAUCAUCGACCCGCCCGUUCUCUUCCUGGAUGAACCCACUACCGGGCUGGAUGCCAGCACCGCCAACUCUGUGCUGAAGCUGCUCAAAAGGAUUGCCAACAGUGGGCGCACUAUCAUCCUUUCCAUUCAUCAGCCUCGCUAUUCCAUCUACCGCCUCUUUGACAGCCUCACGCUGCUAGUCAACGGCAAACAGGUGUACCACGGUCUGGCAGAGAGCGCCCUGAACUACUUUUCAGAAAUCGGAUACACCUGUGAGCCUCACAACAACCCUGCAGACUUCUUCCUGGACGUCAUCAACGGGGACUCCACCGCUAUCGGCAUCGGCAGUACGGACGGAGAAGAAUUGGACUCAGUGUUGAAGUCCAGGCAGGGAAUCGAGGACAAACUGGUGGAGGAAUACAGAAACUGUCAUGACUUUAAACAGACCAAAGCAGAGUUGGAGAGAAUCAUUCAGGGCAAGAAGUCGAGCUGCUCCGCUCACUCUAGAGCCAUCACCUACAAUACCAGCUUCCUGACACAGUUCCGCUGGGUUCUUAAGAGGACGUUCCAAAACCUCCUGCUCAACCCGCAGACCUCCAUCGCUCAGGUUGCAGUUACGUUGUUCCUUGCUCUGGUUGUUGGAGCCAUUUUCUUCAACGUCCAGGAAGAUCAGAGUGGAAUCCAAAACAGAUUCGGCGCACUCUUCUUCAUCACCGUCAACCAGUGUUUCAGCUCCUUGUCGUCGGCAGAGCUCUUCAUUUCGGAGAGGAAACUCUUCAUUCAUGAGUACAUAAGCGGCUACUACCGUGUGUCGGUCUACUUCCUGUCCAAGAUCCUCUCCGACAUCCUCACAUUGAGGACCAUCCCCACAAUUGUGUUCAGCUGUGUGGCCUACUUCAUGAUUGGUCUGAAGCCCACGCCAGAGGCGUUCUUCCUCUUUAUGUUCACCGUAAUUCUGGUGGCCUACACCGCCACCGCCAUGGCACUGGCCAUCUCUGCCGACCAGACGGUGGUGGCCAUCGGCAACAUCUUCAUGACCAUCGCCUGCGUCUUCAUGAUGAUCUUCGCAGGCUUGCUGGUCAAUCUUACCACCAUCGUCAGCUGGCUGGCAUGGUUGAAAUACUUGAGUAUACCACGCUAUGGCCUUGGUGCUCUGCAAGUGAACGAGUUCUACGGGCUGGACUUCUGCCGCGGCCUCAACAGCAGCAGUCGUCCGCCAGGGAUAAUUUGCAGGGGGCAGGACUUCUUGGAGGAGCAGGGCGUGGAAUACUCCGCUUGGGGCUUCUGGCAGAACCACGUGGCCCUCGGGGUCAUGACCGUGUGCUUCCUCGCCAUCGCUUACCUCAAACUGCGCUUCAUCAGGAAGUUCACCUAGACCGGCUGGGCCACAGCUGAACACAAAACCAGAUAUUGGAACGAUGGCACUGACUUCCGGCAAAGCGCGUGGACGCCACCAAAGUCCGUGCGGAGUAAGCAAAUGCCGACUAACUCAUGACUCUUUUUGCUCACAACAAUAAA
Molecule: messenger RNA, 2164 nt
Organism: Phycodurus eques (leafy seadragon)
Lineage: Eukaryota; Metazoa; Chordata; Actinopteri; Syngnathiformes; Syngnathidae
Gene: abcg2a
Product: ATP-binding cassette, sub-family G (WHITE), member 2a
Exons: 19
Coding region: 108-2021 (637 amino acids)
Cellular component (GO): plasma membrane
Molecular function (GO): ATP binding; ATP hydrolysis activity; ABC-type transporter activity
Source: RefSeq, a predicted model, not a curated record